Parascedosporium putredinis is the source of this 885-nucleotide messenger RNA. The record is from the annotation of a GenBank genome assembly. NCBI's taxonomy places the organism in Eukaryota, Fungi, Ascomycota, Sordariomycetes, Microascales, Microascaceae.
AUGCGUCGUUCAUCGCUCCAGAGCCGCACAACCAUCGAAUACUUUGACCACGAGCUCUUCUGGAAAACCUUCAAAUUCACCUGCCGCUACGCCCAGGGCCUCAACCUACACAACCUCGACGGCAACGCCUCCUCCGCCGUCGGCUCCAUCAUCAAGGACGGCGACCGCAAGAGCCUGUGGAUGCUCAUCCAGAUCGACCUCUUCUUCCGCCUCCUCUGCGAUACCCCGCCCGAGACCGCCACGGGGCCCGGCGCCGUGUCCACGUCGUGCUUCAUCGUCAGCUCGCGCAUCACCCUCAUCUUGGCGCAGUUCUUCCAGCUCGUCGACUCGCCUGCCGCGGCGAUGGAUCAUCCCGAGUCCUGGCAGUUGGACGACUGGAUCAAGAGACGCUCCGACGACGUCAACCUCGUCUGGGCCCUCAGCGACGUCCUCAUCACCGGCUACAUGGGCAUCAUCUUCAUGCUCCGCAAAGUCGCCGCCCUCCGCGCCGGCGUCCCGACGCCGAUCCAGUGCGACGCCGAUCUCCCCGACUACCCCGUCGUCCGCCGGGUAUCCCGCGCCGUGCUCCACAUCGCCGACGCCGUCCUCGAGCAUCACCCGUACCCGUCCAUCGUCGCCAUGCUCUUCGGCGCCUGCCAAGCCAAUAUUCCCUGCGCUUUUCUCCUCCGCGACGCGCUCGGCGACCAGGGCGGCAGCGCCAAGAAUGACGUGUCGACGACCAACCUCGCGGACCGCGAGGCUGACCUGGCCCUCGUCAGCAGGGUGGCGCGGCAUCUCGCGGUCGUGAGCAAGACGGAAACGGACUUCGCGCCGCUCACGGUCGCGUUGGAUAGUUUGUGCGAGGAGGCGGCGAGACAGAUAGAGCGAGAAAGGGGCGUGAUAUGA